This is a messenger RNA of Saccharomycodes ludwigii, 330 nucleotides long. It is a transcript of the gene GRX1, whose product is annotated as dithiol glutaredoxin GRX1. The transcript has a single exon. Gene Ontology annotation, molecular function: glutathione disulfide oxidoreductase activity. The record is from RefSeq and is a predicted model, not a curated record. Gene Ontology annotation, cellular component: nucleus; cytoplasm. Gene Ontology annotation, biological process: cellular response to oxidative stress. Bases 1 to 330 code for a protein of 109 amino acids. NCBI's taxonomy places the organism in Eukaryota, Fungi, Ascomycota, Saccharomycetes, Saccharomycodales, Saccharomycodaceae.
AUGGUCUCCGCUCAAACUAUCAAAUUAGUAAAACAAUUAAUUUCUAACAACAAAAUUUUUGUUGCUUCUAAAACUUACUGUCCAUAUUGCCAAGCUACUUUGAAAACUUUAUUAGAAGACAAGAAAAUUCCAGAGGACAAGAUCAAGAUCUUACAGUUAAACAAUUUGGAUAAUGGCUCUGAAAUUCAAGAUGCUUUAGAAGAAAUCAGCCAUCAAAGAACUGUUCCAAAUAUCUAUAUUUUGGGCGAACAUAUCGGUGGUAACUCCGAUUUACAAAGUUUGGAUUCUUCUGGUAAAUUAGAUGCUUUAUUAGAAAAAGCUUUGGCCUAA